Molecule: messenger RNA, 846 nt
Organism: Pseudomassariella vexata
Lineage: Eukaryota; Fungi; Ascomycota; Sordariomycetes; Amphisphaeriales; Pseudomassariaceae
Product: Longin-like domain-containing protein
Exons: 3
Coding region: 141-731 (196 amino acids)
Biological process (GO): endoplasmic reticulum to Golgi vesicle-mediated transport
Cellular component (GO): TRAPP complex
Source: RefSeq, a predicted model, not a curated record
CUCGACACGUAGAUUUGCAGUCCAGAGACGACUGAAGCAGCGACCCUUACAUUAAAGAGCUCCAAAGACGAGAAUACGGCCAAACACGCACUCAAUUCCUGAUGUGGGCAUGUGCAUGCCAGCAUCAUCCAGUCUGAGCCAUGCCGGUCCAGGUCUAUUCCUUCUAUAUCUUUGACCGACACACCGAAUGCAUCUACUCCAAACUCUGGAUCUCCCCUCCCCGACCACCCUCCCUCACCGGCCGCAGCGCCGCCGACCUACCACCCAGCAGCACCUCUACCGGCGGCCUCACCUCCCCCCCCGGGCCACACGACCCUCGCCGCGGCGGUGGUGUUGUCGCGGCCACGAACGAGAAUGUGGCCCGCGCAGAGCAGCAACAAGCGCGACGGACGCGGCGGGCAGGCGACGACGCCAAGCUCAUCUUCGGGACGGUGUUCAGUCUGCGCAACAUGACGCGCAAGCUGGGCGGUGACGACGACGCCUUCAUCAGCUUCCGCACGGGCCAGUAUAAGAUGCACUACUACGAGACGCUAACGAACCUGCGCUUUGCCAUGCUGACGGAGCCUGGGGCGCCGAGCAUGCGGAAUGUGCUGCAUCAGAUUUAUAUCAACCUUUGGGUUGAGUAUGUCGUCAAGAACCCGCUCUCGCCUGUCGAACAUAAGGGUGGAGAGGGCGUGCGGAACGAGAUGUUUGAGUUGGGGUUGGAUAGGUUCAUUAGGGGGCUGAUGUGAAAAAGGGCUUCGCUCCUGGCCCCUGCUUUCCUUGGCCGUGAUAACAGGAGCGAAGGUUUGAUGUGCGAAGUUGGAAAGAGGUAACACGUCAGCAGGGGUAGAGUCCCGGAUUCGA